AUGUGGACAGCCUGGUGCGUGGCUGCUCUGUCUGUGGCAGCUCUCUGUGGCACCCACGCAGAAACAAACACUGUCCUCAGGGUUACCAAAGACGUGCUGAGCAAUGCCAUUUCAGGCACCCUGCAGCAGAGUGAUGCUCUCCGCUCAGCCCUGAGAGAGGUGCCCAUGGGAGGGUGUCACAUCGCUCCACAACUAGCCGAGGGUAGCCUGUGCGGUCCAUGUGAUGCCCUGCACGGUGCUGAGGAUGCCGCCCUCGCCAAGCACGCCCAGGACUCCACCUCCUCCGAGAAGUCCUCCAUCACCAAGGAGACCACCUCCUCCGAGCAGGCCACCUUGGCCCGACAGGAUGCCAUCGGCUGCCAGCAUGCCCCCAGUGCCCAGCAAACCACCUGGGCCCAGUGCCCCAGUGGCUACACCGGGUGGCUUCUCCCCAACCUCGUGGACAACUUAGUGAACCGAGUCCUGGCCAAUGUCCUCCCUGACUUGCUCUGCCCCAUCGUGGAUGUGGUGCUGGGUCUUGUCAACGACCAGCUGGGUCUCGUGGACUCUCUGGUUCCUCUGGGGAUAUUGGGAAGUGUUCAGUAUACCUUCUCCAGCCUCCCGCUCGUGACCGGGGAAUUCCUGGAGCUGGACCUCAACACUCUGGUCGGGGAGGCUGGAGGAGAGCUCAUUGACUAUCCACUGGGGCGACCAGCCACGACUCCCAGACAAAAGAUGCCAGAAUUACCCCCCAUGGGUGACAACACCAACUCCCAACUGGCCAUUUCUGCCAACUUCCUGGGCUCAGUGUUGGCCCUCCUGCAGAAGCAGGGGGCACUGGAUAUCGACAUCACCGACGGCAUGUUUGAAGAACUUCCUCCUCUCACCACGUCCACGCUGGGAGCUCUGAUUCCCAAGGUGUUCCAGCAGUACCCCGAGUCCCGCCCACUCACCAUCAGGAUCCAGGUACCGAACCCGCCUUCAGUGACGCUGCAGAAGGACAAGGCACUGGUGAGGGUGUUCGCCACCUCCGAGGUCAUGGUCUCCCAGCCCAAUGACGUUGAGACCACCAUCUGCCUCAUCGAUGUGGACACAGAACUCUUGGCCAUGUUUUCCGUGGAGGGGGAUAAGCUGAUGAUCGACGCCAAGCUGGACAAGACUCACCUCAACCUCAGAACCUCAAACGUAGGCAACUUUGAUGUUGGCCUCUUGGAGGUGCUGGUGGGGAAGAUCUUCGACCUGGCGUUUCUGCCCGCCAUGAACGCCGUGCUGGGCUCUGGCGUCCCUCUCCCCAAAAUCCUCAACAUCGAUUUCAGCAAUGCAGACAUCGACGUCUUGGAGGACCUUCUGGUGCUGAGUGCCUGA
Messenger RNA from Puma concolor (puma), 1344 nucleotides. The record is from RefSeq and is a predicted model, not a curated record. NCBI's taxonomy places the organism in Eukaryota, Metazoa, Chordata, Mammalia, Carnivora, Felidae.